Messenger RNA from Amoebophrya sp. A25, 985 nucleotides. The record is from the annotation of a GenBank genome assembly. NCBI's taxonomy places the organism in Eukaryota, Dinophyceae, Syndiniales, Amoebophryaceae.
AAAACGCCCAACAACGAAGAGAUCAUCGAUCUGAUCGAUGCGUGUACAGCUUACCGGCAAAAUGCUUUGAUUAUGGCGAUGAAACAAUUCUCACUACCGAAUCGGAAGAUGUGUAAACGAGUUACUUGUUAAUACUGCUGAGUGCAUUUCUUCCCAAGAACAGUGCUGGGUGGAGGUUCCAUAUACUUACUUUAUGAGGACAACUCUCAAAGCCAUCCACUUCCACAUUCUAACUAGUGCUUCCUUCAACGUUUCGGGGAACCCUUGCGGAAGCAGAGCGUAAGUACCCUGGAUAACAAGAGCUUGUUCGGCGACUACACUAGAAGACGUAUGUGGAUCGGAAUGCUCAGGGUGGCAAGGAAUUGUAUGGCUCGUUGCUGAAGAUUCUGAUUCUGAUGAUGUUUGUGUUUCAUCUAGUAGAUCUGAAACCUGUUAGGUUAGUGAAGAUUCUGUUUCUGAUGAUGUAUCAUCUAGUAGAUGUAAAAGCUGUUCGAAGGAGGUUAGUGGUCUGGAAGAGGUGUACGUACAUGAUUCGAUCCACACGUCGGUUGAAGAUGGAUUUUUGACGCUAAACUGAGUACUCGAGGAAUUUGAAACAUAGACUCCUCUUUUUCCACCUUUGUUCAUAAUCCGUGUGGAAUUCGAACGACUGGAUGAUCCUCAUUUCCUGCGUGUGCAAGAGCAGAAUCGUGGCCGAGUCCCCUUCACUGUAGAGGAAAGAAAAGAAAUUCUCGCAGAGCAGCGGAAGCCCGCGGAUAGCCGUAAGCGUUAUGCCGAAUUUUUGUCCUGUGGAAGCCGAAGCAUGCUAGUAGAAAAGAUGUUUAGCAUUUCGAUUUUCCUCGAACAAUUCAACUUCUUUUGUAAGUAGUCACUGUCAGUGAUGUUGUGAACACUCACACGUAGUGCGCUCCUGCUGAUGUGAACACUUACACGCAGUACUGCUCGUGCUCCUCUAAAACCUCGUCUCUGGCAACAAGGAACAGGA